Trichomycterus rosablanca is the source of this 4579-nucleotide messenger RNA. It is a transcript of the gene cux1b, whose product is annotated as cut-like homeobox 1b. NCBI's taxonomy places the organism in Eukaryota, Metazoa, Chordata, Actinopteri, Siluriformes, Trichomycteridae. Gene Ontology annotation, biological process: regulation of transcription by RNA polymerase II; intra-Golgi vesicle-mediated transport. The transcript has 23 exons. Gene Ontology annotation, cellular component: nucleus; Golgi membrane. The coding region runs from base 1 to 3948 and encodes 1315 amino acids. The record is from RefSeq and is a predicted model, not a curated record. Gene Ontology annotation, molecular function: RNA polymerase II transcription regulatory region sequence-specific DNA binding; DNA-binding transcription factor activity, RNA polymerase II-specific.
AUGGCGGCCAAUGCGGGAUCGAUGUUUCAAUAUUGGAAGCGCUUUGAUUUACAGCAGCUGCAGAGAGAAUUAGACACCACUGCCACGCUACUGGCCAACAGACAAGAUGAGAGCGAACAGUCCAGGAAAAAGCUCAUCGACCAGAGCCGCGAGUUUAAGAAAAACACACCAGAGGAUUUUCGCAAGCAGGUAGCUCCACUGCUCAAGAGCUUUCAGGCUGAGAUUGACGCACUGAGUAAAAGAAGUAAAGAAGCAGAGGCGGCCUUCCUGAACGUCUACAAGAAACUCAUCGAUGUUCCCGAUCCGGUCCCCGCGUUGGAGCUCGGUCAGCAGCUGCAGCUGAAGGUACAGAGGAUGCACGACAUCGAGACGGAGAACCAGAAACUGCGCGAGACGCUGGAGGAUUACAACAAGGAGUUCGCAGAGGUCAAGAACCAAGAGGUCACUAUCAAAGCACUUAAGGAGAAGAUCAGGGAGUACGAGCAGACCCUGAAGAACCAGGCGGAGAACCUGGCGCAGGAGAAAGAGCAGCAGCUCCACAACGACUAUGCAGAGAAAGCCAGGAAGUUGCAAGAGUCACAGGAAUCCAUGGCCGGCAGGUUGGAAGAGGCAGAACACAAAGCCCAGUCACUACAGACAGCACUUGAAACUACUCAGGCAGAGCUGUUCGACCUGAAGACCAAGUACGAUGAAGAGUCCACAGCAAAAGCCGAUGAGAUCGAGAUGGUCAUGACUGACCUAGAGCGAGCCAAUCAGAGAGCCGAGACGGCAGAACGGGAAACCUACGCUCUGAGAGAGCAGCUCACGUCAGCCAACAAGUCGCUGCAGCUGGCCACACAGAUCCAGAAAGCUCCGGAUAUGGAGCAGGCGGUGGAGGUGGUGUCGCGCUCCAGUCUGGAGGCCGAACUCAGCGCUAAGGAGCGGGAGAUGGUACAGCUGGUGGAGGACGUGCAGAGACUGCAGGCCAGUCUGGCCAAACUGCGCGAGAACUCCUCCACCCAAAUCAUCCAACUGGAGCAGCAGCUCAGCGCCAAGAGCGCCACGCUCAAGCAACUGGAGGAGAAGCUGCAGGAGCAGGCCGACUACGAGGAGGUGAAGAAAGAGCUGAGUAUCCUGAAGUCGAUGGAGUUUGGACCGUCUGAGAGUUCCUCAGCACAGGACUCGUCGAAGCCUCUGGAGGUUUUACUGCUGGAGAAGAACCGCAGUCUUCAGUCUGAGAGCGCCUCGCUCCGCAUCGCCAACACCGAGCUGAGCGGGUCGGCCAGCCAGAAAGGAAAGAAACAGCCCGCGCCACGCAUCCCCACCCCUAUCAACUCUGCUCCGCCCCCUCCCGCUCCCUCUCAACUCCUGAGUCGCACGGUCCCGAACUCAGCCGGCCCGCCCCCGGAGCCGCCCGCUCCCGCUAGCGCUAACGGCGGCCAUGCUUUCACGCUGGCUCAGGACUUCUACGCCGGCACCGCUUUCCCCCUGGUGGGUAAAGCGGCGCUGGGAUCGCUGCUUCAGCGCCAACUCAUGCACACUUUCUACUCCAAAGCCCUGCAGGACUUCAGCCCCGCCCACUACACGCCCCUGGCGCUGGCGCCCGCUCCGCCGCGCCAGCCCUGCGCCAGCCCGGACACCAACGGCACCGCUCCGUCGCCCAGCCGCUCUGAGGGCGCGGGCAGCGCCUCCGAGGGCGAGGACAUGGACACGGCCGAGAUCGCUCGGCAAGUCAAGGAGCAGCUGAUCAAGCACAACAUUGGGCAGCGCGUGUUCGGACACUACGUGCUGGGUCUGUCGCAGGGAUCGGUCAGCGAGAUCCUGGCCAGGCCCAAGCCCUGGAGCAAGCUCACCAUCCGAGGGAAAGAGCCCUUCCAUAAGAUGAGGCAGUUCCUGUCUGACGAGCAGAACAUCCUGGCACUGCGCAGCAUCCAAGGCAGGCAAAGAGAGAGCCCAGGCCAGGCCCUUAGCCGCGUGUUUCAGGAUGGCCCGAAGCGGAAAGCCGGAUCAGAAGGCGCCCCGCGGACAGGGAACAUUACCACCCGAAUUCGCACCCCUGACACAGGCUCAGAUGAAGCCAUCAAGUCCAUCUUGGAGCAAGCCAAGCGUGAGCUACAGGUCCAGAAAGCCGACUCCUCCAUGCCGCCAUCCUCAUCCGGUGGCGGAGGAGGCUCAGACGAGGCCAUCCGCUCCAUCCUGGAGCAGGCCCGGCGCGAGAUGGAGGCCCAGCAGGCUUCCUUGUCCUCGUCAUCCUCUUCCUUGUCGUCCUCCUCCAUCUCGUCCUCCUCGUUUUCUCAUUGUGAUGUCUCGCUGCUGUCGCCCAAAGUUCUGGCACCAUCGCCGCUGAGUGCCCCGCUGCCUGCCUACAGCCCUCUCGCUCUGCGCCUGAAGAAGCCCCCUCCGCUGCUGGCCUCAUCGUCCUCUUCACCGUCCUCGCCGUCUCCGUCCCCUUUGCUCGAUUUCAGCAACGUUAAGAAGGAACGUCCGGCGUCUCCGGUGCAGGACGGAGCUUCCAGGGCCGUGUGGAGGGAGCAGUGGUGGAGCAACCUGCAGCCGGAGAGGCGAGGACCUGGCCUGCCUGAUGAGAAUCACAGCGCCGAGGACUCCAAAGAGGUACUAGGACUGUCUCAGGGCAGCGUGAGUGACAUGCUCUCACGUCCCAAACCGUGGAGCAAGCUGACCCAAAAAGGUCGCGAGCCCUUCAUCCGGAUGCAGCUGUGGCUUAACGGCGAUCUGGGACAGAACUCCGUCAACCAGCCCAUCCAGACACAAGAGGUCACCCCAAAGACGUCAGGCAGUUGCAGCCCCGCCCCCGAGUCACCUCUCAGCUCGGCCGAGGAGUCUGUAAAGAGCGGGGGCGAGCCGCCGGGCGCACAGGCAUCCAUGUCUGAGACGACCCCCUCCGGAGAAGGUGUGGAGGGCUCACAGCCUGGCACCCUGGUUCCCCUGCCACUCUCCAACAUCGGACCUUCCGGGCUCAGCAUCCAGGAAAUGGUGGCCAUGUCAACCGAGCUCGAUACCUACGCCAUCACCAAGAAGGUCAAGGAGGUGCUCACUGACAACAACCUCGGCCAGCGUCUGUUCGGCGAGACCAUCCUGGGUUUGACCCAGGGCUCCGUUUCUGACCUGCUGGCUCGGCCCAAACCCUGGCACAAACUGAGCCUGAAGGGACGCGAGCCGUUCGUCCGCAUGCAGCUGUGGCUCGGCGACCCGCGCAACGUCGACAAGCUGAUGGACAUGAAGCGCUUGGAGAAGAAAGCUUACAUGAAGCGACGUCACAGCUCGGUCAGCGACAUCCAGCCGGUGGACACCGGACUGCUGGGGCUAGAUUUCGGUCCAGGCACCAGCCCUCAGCACCACCCCCAGCAGCACCUGAAAAAGGCACGAGUGGUUCUGGCACCCGAGGAGAAAGAGGCGCUGAAGAGAGCCUACCAGCAAAAACCCUACCCCUCUCCCAAAACCAUUGAGGAACUGGCAACCCAGCUUAACCUAAAAACCAGCACCGUCAUUAACUGGUUCCACAAUUACAGGUCUCGUAUCCGUCGGGAGCUCUUUAUAGAAGAAAUCCAGGCAGCGGGUGCAAGCAGUGCCUCAGCGGGCGAGUGCGGCUCCCCCUCGGUGCCGCCUGGAAAAGCCAGCGACAGCUACGACGGCACGGAUUCCGACGGCACGGCCGAGGGAAGGCCCGACGCCUCCGCCGACGAGAAGCCCUCGUCCGGCCCGGAGGACGUCCACAAGGAGCUCAGUCCGUCCAACUCGCCGAGCCCGAGAGAACCCACUACCUCAGCCGCAGAGGGGCCGGGCACGAGCGGGCACCGAGGCGGGACGUCGGCCCUGGGUCUGUUCGGGUUUUCCCGCAACCCAAAGGACAACAGCCUGCGCAAGAAGAAAGCGGCCAACCUUAAUAACAUAAUCCACCGGCUGGAGAAAGCCGCCAGCAAAGAGGAGCCGUCCGAGUGGGAGUUCUGAGUCCUCUGAGCGCUCCUCGAACACCGUACACACCCCCUUCCCACUACGCCUUUACCCCGUCUUACCCAGAAGGGAAGGGAAGCUCCCUUCCUGCGGGCACAGCCAAAGUCAAGCGGCCAUACUGACUUUUCAAGAAGAGGGUAAAAAACAAAACAAAGAAGCAUUUUUCUCUGAACACUGAGAUAAAGCACUUAGCCGUCCUACGCCACGGCGCCCCAAACCUCCCUGAUCUUAGCAUUAAGCUGCCUCUCAUCCAGGGCUCUUCUUUCAAGGGGAGGAUCAGCGCACUCACCCUCACAGACUCACGCCUCCCGCCGCCGAGCUCUCGUUACUGUUCUGUUACACUUCCUCUCUCUUACAUUCACGUCCGUGCAUAACAUCAUGAACCGGCGGUGUGUUUUGUCUGGCUGAAACGUGAGAGGAUGGAAACGAAGACGAGAACAAAAGACAAGCGUAUCAGUUACUGAAGGAGAAAAAAAAAUCUGAAGUUUAUCCUCACAUUUCCACGUCUCCCCUCGACACACGGCCAUCUGAUGGCCUCCUGCAUUUCUUUCUUCGUGUUGUUUUCUAAACCAGGUUUCCUCAGAUGAAGAACAAGGUUUUUUAUAGCAAUUCGGUUGCCACUAAGAGA